UUAAGCGAUAUACUCUAUUCAUAAGUCCAUCUAUCGAUAUUUUAAUAAAUCAUCAUCACCAAAAAAAAAAAAUGGCAAAUAAGAGCUUGAUUAAGAGUAUUAACAAAAAUUCAAACUCUGCAGUCGGAGCUAUCUCUGAAGAACAUCGGCGUAUCUGGGUGGGGAACCUUGAUUCACGCAUCAGCGAGUUUCAACUUCUCAAACUAAUGCAAAAAUGCGGUGCUAUUGAGAAGUUUGACAUGUUGUUUCACAAGGGCGGCCCAAUGGUGGGACAGUCGCGAGGAUAUGCAUUUAUCACAUUUAAACACAACGAAGGCGCCACAAAUGCACUUAGAAAACUAGACGGAUCAAAUGUUGGUAGUCGUUCCAUAGCUGUCCGUCUUGCCAAGAACAUAAAAUAUGAUGAUCUACAAAGGCCCAAGCCUCGUAUUGAAAUACCCGCACUUGGCAGCGGCAAGCGCGAGGAUAAGAUUAGCAAAGCAGAGGCUAUUCGUGCCAUAGAAGCCAAGCUUAAAGCUCUAGAGCGACAGACGGAUGAUAAUUUGGAAUUGAACACCACCGGACGCGAGCACAAUAUGCCCAUCAUUCAUCGUUACCAAUAUAACAAGAGUCGAGAUGAUGCACAACGUGCUGGACCAUAUGGCAAAUACAAUAAAUCUAAAGCAUCGGCACCAUAUAUGCGUCAGCUUCCCAAACGACACUAAUUUAAACCUAUGUAAUAUCCCCCAGUACUUACAUAAUUAAUUUAUAAAUUGAAU
Messenger RNA from Drosophila hydei, 758 nucleotides. Its product is annotated as probable RNA-binding protein 18. The coding region runs from base 72 to 704 and encodes 210 amino acids. Gene Ontology annotation, molecular function: RNA binding. The record is from RefSeq and is a predicted model, not a curated record. The transcript has 4 exons. Lineage: Eukaryota; Metazoa; Arthropoda; Insecta; Diptera; Drosophilidae.